AUGACUUCGGCUCCGCUGCUCGGUGGCUGCGAGCCCGCCGACGCCAAGGGCGGCGAAGGAGAGGCGAAGCCCUCCUCGCCGGCGUGGUUGCACCGCCUGAUCGACACAGAGGAAGCGUGGGCGCAGCUGCAGUUCGCGGUGCCCAUGGUCCUCACCAACAUGUCCUACUACGGCAUCCCGCUGGUGUCCGUCAUGUUCUCCGGCCACCUCGGCGAAGCCCACCUCGCUGGCGCCAUGCUUGGCAACUCCUGUGCCACCGUCACCGGCUACGCCUUCGUGGUGCGUACUGCUGCAUGCUGCUAGUGCUACCACACACUCUUGAUUCGUCCAAGCUCGAUAAUUAGAUGGCGCAUUAAUCAAACCGGCCCCUUCAGACGCUGUUGCAGUGCUGCAACGCGUUUGCCA
Molecule: messenger RNA, 405 nt
Organism: Triticum dicoccoides
Lineage: Eukaryota; Viridiplantae; Streptophyta; Magnoliopsida; Poales; Poaceae
Product: protein DETOXIFICATION 19-like
Exons: 1
Coding region: 1-303 (100 amino acids)
Source: RefSeq, a predicted model, not a curated record